Molecule: messenger RNA, 2865 nt
Organism: Panthera uncia (snow leopard)
Lineage: Eukaryota; Metazoa; Chordata; Mammalia; Carnivora; Felidae
Gene: TAF5L
Product: TATA-box binding protein associated factor 5 like
Exons: 5
Coding region: 270-2039 (589 amino acids)
Biological process (GO): regulation of DNA-templated transcription
Cellular component (GO): histone acetyltransferase complex; nuclear protein-containing complex
Molecular function (GO): transcription coactivator activity; protein binding
Source: RefSeq, a predicted model, not a curated record
UAGCCGCCGCCGCGGGGGCGGCAGGGCGCGGGGCGCGGGGGCCCGGCUGAGCCGGCCGUCGGAGCGAGACCCUGCGGCAGAGACGACGGAGGCGGAAGCAACCCGAUCCCGGAGGCGGCGGCGGCGGGAGGAGCCGGAGCCGCCUGGGAUGUUCAGUCACUUGCUUAGCCACGUGGCUAGUCUGUCUCCUUAUUUUACCCAUGUGAUGUCCUCGUUGGGUUGGACGAUCUCGCAAAUGCCUCAGUGUUCUGUGGUUCCCUCUGAAGGUCAUGAAACGAGUGCGCACCGAGCAGAUUCAGAUGGCAGUGUCCUGCUACCUCAAACGCCGGCAGUAUGUGGACUCCGAUGGUCCCCUAAAGCAAGGACUGCGGCUGUCACAGACUGCUGAGGAGAUGGCAGCCAACCUCACAGUCCAAUCCGAAUCCGGUUGUGCCAACAUCGUGUCCGCAGCCCCUUGCCAGGCAGAGCCCCAGCAAUAUGAAGUACAGUUUGGACGACUACGGAAUUUUCUCACUGAUUCUGAUUCCCAGCAUAGCCACGAAGUGAUGCCUCUCCUCUAUCCUCUCUUUGUCUACCUCCAUCUCAACCUGGUCCAGAACAGUCCUAAGAGCACAGUGGAAAGUUUUUACAGCCGCUUCCAUGGGAUGUUUCUGCAGAACGCUAGCCAGAAGGAUGUCAUUGAGCAGCUACAGACCACUCAAACCAUCCAGGACAUCCUGUCUAACUUCAAGCUUCGAGCAUUCCUAGAUAACAAGUACGUGGUCCGUCUCCAGGAAGACAGCUACAACUACCUUAUCCGCUACCUCCAAAGUGACAACAACACCGCCCUGUGCAAAGUCCUCACCUUGCAUAUCCAUCUUGACGUGCAGCCUGCCAAGAGAACAGAUUACCAGCUCUACGCCAGCGGCGGCUCCUCCCGGAGCGAGGGCAACGGCUUAGAGCCCGCCGACAUGCCCGCCCCUAUCCUGCAGAACGAGGCUGCCCUGGAGGUCUUGCAGGAGAGCAUUAAGCGCGUCAAGGAUGGCCCUCCCUCCCUCACUACCAUCUGUUUCUAUGCCUUCUAUAACACAGAGCAGCUGUUGAACACUGCGGAAAUCUCCCCAGACAGCAAGCUGCUUGCUGCGGGGUUUGACAACUCCUGUAUAAAACUGUGGAGUUUACGAGCCAGGAAGUUAAAGUCAGAACCCCAUCAAGUAGACGUGUCCCGCAUCCACUUGGCUUGUGACAUUCUGGAGGAGGAGGAUGAUGAGGAUGAUAAUGCGGGCACAGAGAUGAAGAUACUACGGGGACACUGUGGACCAGUAUACAGCACAAGGUUCCUCGCAGACAGCUCAGGGUUGCUCUCUUGUUCUGAAGACAUGUCCAUUAGGUACUGGGACCUCGGGAGUUUCACCAACACUGUGUUAUACCAAGGACAUGCCUACCCCGUGUGGGACCUGGACAUUAGCCCAUAUAGCCUGUACUUUGCCAGCGGGUCCCAUGACCGCACCGCGAGGCUGUGGUCAUUUGAUCGGACGUACCCGCUGAGGAUAUAUGCCGGGCACCUGGCAGAUGUGGACUGUGUCAAAUUCCACCCUAAUUCGAACUACUUAGCCACAGGCUCGACCGACAAGACUGUCCGGCUGUGGAGUGCCCAACAGGGGAACUCGGUGAGGCUCUUCACCGGCCACCGAGGCCCCGUGCUCUCUCUCGCCUUUUCUCCCAACGGUAAGUACUUGGCAUCGGCCGGCGAGGACCAGCGGCUGAAGCUGUGGGACUUGGCCUCUGGGACCCUUUAUAAAGAACUGAGGGGCCAUACGGACAACAUCACCAGCCUCACCUUCAGUCCGGACAGUAGUCUGAUCGCCUCUGCGUCCAUGGACAACUCGGUACGCGUCUGGGACAUUAGGAACACGUACUGCAGCGCCCCAGCCGACGGCUCCUCUGGCGAACUCGUGGGCGUGUACACCGGGCAGAUGAGCAAUGUACUGAGCGUGCAGUUCAUGGCCUGCAACCUUCUUCUAGUGACUGGAAUCACACAAGAAAAUCAGGAACAUUAAUUUUUUUCUUCCUUUUUUUUUUUUUUUUUUUUUAAUCUUUGUUGUAACGGACUGGGGCAGUAGUGGAAAGGCUCCAGGUUGCAAGUCUUAGGACGAAUUGAGAUUGAAUCACUGACUGACUGUGAAAGACUCCCCGCUUCCCCCCCCCUUCUCCCGUGCAGACGUCCCGAGCGCGUCACCCCUUCCCUCCCUCCAUCCCCCCCAGGGUCGAAGGACUGGGGGCGGGAGAGGUGCUGUCAUUGGACAUGAGGUGGAGAAUCAAGAGGCUCUGGAGGUCGGAUUGCAAGUUCUUACAAAGAUCCCCCCGCAUCCUCGCCUGAGCACCUUCCGGUGUGUGUCUCGCUUUCCCCGCGUGUAAACCCGAGAUGCUGCUUCCCUCGCCACCGCCGCCACCGCCGGGGUGCUGCGUUGGGCCCGAGGAUGGCCGCAGGGCGCGCUCAGGACAGUGCCCCAGGGUCACGUGUUCUCGGUCGCCUGGGUGGAAGGGGGCUUUACUGGGGUAGGAAUGAGGGGGUGGGAACUAGGAACGGGGCGGGGAUAAUCCUGGCAAAAAGUCUUUCCUUUUCCGUGAUUACAGAGAACCAGGAUUUGUUUUUUAUUAUUAUAAUUAUAAUUAUUAUUAUUAUUGAGAAGAGGAAACCUAGCACUGGCAGAGGGGCUUUCUCUGCUCUCAUCUUUCAGGUUUUACUCCUGGCACUGGCUGUGAUACUUGGAAUCUUGAGGUUCAGGGAAUUCAGAGAAUUUGGUAGCACAGUGUUUUGGGAGAAAGGGAAAAUUUCUGGGGUGACGGACUGAUCACUCCGGCUGACAUGUUUCUCGAAGCGGG